GAGCCCAGGGCACCGGGGAGCGCGAGCUAUGGCGGCGCGGGCGCCCCCCGGGGACGCCGAGGCCGCCGCCCUGGACGAGCUGUCCCAGAAUUUCACAUACUGGGUCCCCAGUCCGGCUAAUGGCUCCUUGUCGGCAGCGUGGUACCUCAAGAACCAGAUUCACCUUUUUGGAGUGUUGCUGGCUAUUUUAGGAAACUUGGUAAUCAGCAUUUCCCUAAAUAUUCAGAAAUAUUCCCACCUCCGGUUGGCACACCAGGAGAACCCAAAGCCGUACUUCAAGAGUGCCCCGUGGUGGGGUGGAGUGGUGCUGAUGGCCGCAGGAGAGGCAGGAAACUUCGUAGCCUAUGGCUUUGCCCCCAUUACACUCAUUGCUCCAUUAGGCUGCAUGUCUGUCACAGGUAGUGCCCUGAUUUCUGUUAUGUUUCUGAAAGAAAAUUUGAGGGCUUCAGAUAUACUAGGUAUGACAUUGGCAUUUGCAGGAAUAUACUUAUUGGUGAACUUCGCUCCAAAUAUAACUCAGGUUAUCUCUGCAAGAACAAUACAGUAUUACUUUGUUGGCUGGAGGUUCCUUGUCUAUGUGAUUUUAGAAAUAAUAAUUUUCUGCAUUCUCCUAUAUUUUCAUAAAAGAAGAGGAAUGAAGCACAUUGUGAUUCUGGUAACCCUAGUCUCACUUCUAGCCUCAUUGACGGUUAUUUCAGUAAAAGCCGUCGCAGGCAUGAUCACUUUUUCUGUGACGGAUAAAAUGCAACUAACUUAUCCCAUCUUCUAUAUCAUGUUUAUCAUCAUGAUAGCAUCUUGUGUUUUCCAAGUCAAGUUCCUGAAUCAAGCCACAAAACUCUACAAUACCACAAUGGUGGUGCCAGUGAACCACAUUUUCUUCACAACCAGUGCCAUUAUUGCAGGUAUCAUAUUUUAUCAGGAAUUUCUUGGUGCAGCCUUUCUCACAGUACUUAUAUAUAUUUUUGGGUGUUUUCUGUCAUUCCUUGGUGUGGUUUUGGUGACAAGAAAUCGAGAAAGGGACCAUCUGCCACAGUCUUACAUUGAUUUUGGAAAUAUUCCUGGGAAACAAAUGUUGGACAAAAUACAACCCGAUGCAAAUGGCUUAUCCUAUGGAACUAUGCCUGAUGGAAGUGGCUCGACAAAAAGCCCAAGUGGAGAGAAGAAAGAGAUGUAAAAUGCCACCGGAACUGGCUCAUUGGCCCGUGACUGGAUACACCUUUGUUUAAAAAGUACACAUGUUCAGCUUGUGUCAGUGGUUAUUUUAUUCUAACAUGUGCUUGAAUUCAUUUCUGUCUUCACCCCACCUCCGUUUCUGGGACAAUCAGAGUCUUCUUAAGAUCUGACAGUCUCAAUGUUUUCAUGGAAUAUUUGUAGUGUUCCCACACCCUGGACCUCUCCCUGGUAAUCUAGCUAGCUGGAUCUUCAUUACAGCCUGGCUACCCCAGCAGCAGUGUCACACAAAAAUGUGCACGUGCAACUUAGCCACAGAACAGAGACUGUUGCUUUCCUCACAUAGUGUGUCACGUCCAUUGCUUUACAGAGAUGCUUGAUUCCCGCAACCUCAUCUCUGAACCGAAGAUUUGAGAACAUUCAUUUUCCCCGAGAGAACAUUUCUGAACCUCCCCCCAAAGGUUCUUGCAUUUCUGCUCCUAAAUUAGAACGGUAAGUCAUAAUUAGCCCUCUAUAACUAUUGAAGAGUACCCUUUAAAAUUAGACUUUACAAGUGGCAUAAGUGACGAUAGAUAGAUACCCAAAUGAAAAGACCAUGAAUUUUUUUUAAAUAAAGGAAAAAUGUGACGACUAGAACUAAUCUUUAAAAUAAAAAUAAAUAUGAUGACAUUUUCAUCAGCCAUACAAUCCUACUUGAAACUAAAAACUCCAUCUUCUUUGCCUUCUGUAUUUAGAUCUUAUUUAUCAUUGGGUUAGUAUGCUUUAACUUUCAAAUUAAGUCUCAAAAAUUGUAUUUAAAUUCUUAAUAAUCUUAUUACUAAUGUACUAUUUGUUUUCUAAGUCAGUAUCUGAAGUUAUAUAGAUCAUUCAAAAGAAAAGAACAGUAUUAGUGGGAGUCAGGCGGUAGUGCAGCAGGUUAAGUGCAGGUGGCGCAAAGCGCAAGGACUGGCGUUAAGGAUCGAGCCCCCGGCUCCCCACCUGCAGGGGAGUCGCUUCACAGGCAGUGAAGCAGGUCUGCAGGUGUCUUUCUCUCCCCCUCUCUGUCUUCCCCUCCUCUCUCCAUUUCUCUCUGUCCUAUCUAACAACGACAACAUCAAUAACAACAACUACAGCAAUACAAAACAAGGGCAACAAAAGGAAAUAAAUAAUUUUUU
Molecule: messenger RNA, 2324 nt
Organism: Erinaceus europaeus (western European hedgehog)
Lineage: Eukaryota; Metazoa; Chordata; Mammalia; Eulipotyphla; Erinaceidae
Gene: NIPAL2
Product: NIPA like domain containing 2
Exons: 11
Coding region: 29-1174 (381 amino acids)
Biological process (GO): magnesium ion transport
Cellular component (GO): membrane
Molecular function (GO): magnesium ion transmembrane transporter activity
Source: RefSeq, a predicted model, not a curated record